AUGCCGUGGGCAUUGCGGUGCGCCUGCGCAAUGUCACGUAUUCGCCUGCGUUUUCGCUCUUCUCCCACGCCCGUUAAACAGUCGCCUCAACUCCGGCAGGAAGAACGAACCCUGACCGCCCCCUUUCUCCGACCCCGCAAGGCUCGCGCUCCCCCGCAGUCCGCAGUGCUGGGUCACAAGGCGGUUGCCAGGCGCCCGGCGGAGAAAAAGAUGCGGCCAGGAACAGCAGCGGCCACUCUGGAGCGUGAGGCCAGUGGAGUUCAGCAGGCUCUCAAUGGAGUAUACCAGCUCUGGCCACCAUGGACCCCACUGGAUGAGAGCUUCCAAUGGCUGUGGCACACAACACCUACACCUUCUUCCAAGCACCCCUUCAGGGCUUCCCCCUGCUUCCCACAUACUCCUUCUGAACUUGAAGUACAGCUGUGCUUUCAAGAGGUCACUCUAGUUGUAGACACACCAUUUCUGGAGCCUGGGGUGAGUCCCAAGUUACCUUGCCAUACAUCAGAGCUCCGAACCAUGAACAAGAAAGGGCUGGUCAGGAAGCCCCAGCCUGUCCACCUCAGUGGAGUGGAUUCAGUGUUUGGCAUCAUCACAGCUCAGCCACCAAAGUGGACUAGCACCCUCAGAGUUUCAGACAAGUCAGCCUUUCGUAAAAUCAUCAGCCAGGAGCACCAGUGGCCCACUGGACUGAAGGAACCUCAGAUUCAGAUGACAGUGACCAUGUGCAAACAGAUGUUGCGCUCAAUCCUCCUGCUAUAUACAACAUACAAGAAGUGCACCUUUGUCUUACUGCACUCCAAGUAAAGGGUCACCAUCUGAUUCCCAUUUCUCCUACCAUGCCCUUUGCUGU
This is a messenger RNA of Manis pentadactyla (Chinese pangolin), 850 nucleotides long. It is a transcript of the gene FANCD2OS, whose product is annotated as FANCD2 opposite strand. The record is from RefSeq and is a predicted model, not a curated record. NCBI's taxonomy places the organism in Eukaryota, Metazoa, Chordata, Mammalia, Pholidota, Manidae.